Anopheles maculipalpis is the source of this 1308-nucleotide messenger RNA. It is a transcript of the gene Gr39b, whose product is annotated as putative gustatory receptor 39b. Bases 1 to 1308 code for a protein of 435 amino acids. Gene Ontology annotation, cellular component: axon; dendrite; membrane. NCBI's taxonomy places the organism in Eukaryota, Metazoa, Arthropoda, Insecta, Diptera, Culicidae. The record is from RefSeq and is a predicted model, not a curated record. The transcript is spliced from 4 exons. Gene Ontology annotation, biological process: sensory perception of taste.
AUGACAAAUGUACCGUGGACAUGCAAAUGCUUCAUCAAUAGUCUCCAGGAAACACAAUCGUCACAUCGUUACUUAGUUUCCAGCAAGGAAUUGCUGGAUCCUUUCAGUACGCAAACGAUGAAUCUCGUGUUACCACUGCUACCAACGGGACGGCAGCUUUUGUCUGCCGCUUUCAUCAUCUUUAAACUACACGGUUUCAUACCGUUCUCGUUCGAUUACUACACGCUUAAGCUGAAGCCUGCCAGCACCACCGAAACGCUGCUGCAUCUGCCUAUCUUACAACUGCUCUUCUAUGUCACCGUAAACUGGAUCGCAUUACUGUACAGAGCUGACAUUUUCUACACCAAUCUGCAAAUCCUCAGCGUCAACGAUAUACUAAAGUAUGGAUCACUGAUGUUGGCUGUGUUUGUUAUUUUGAUCUGCACUGUUAUACAGCGCACCGCACACCGAAGCGUUUGGGGCAUGUUGGCGCUUAUUCAUCGCCGGACGCGGAAGAAAUUCAUACAACGCUUUACGCACCACUAUCUGUGGAAGUUUUAUAGUUAUCUGGUGUUUAGUGCAAUCAUUGAAUCGCUAGUACUAUUCACCUACCAAGAAGAUCCUUCGGAAUUAGCCUACUGGCUGGUAAUACUGAUCUGGCACAUCUUUCUUCGGCUGCGCCAUCUAUUCCACAUGUGUUUUAUCGACAUACUCAAGAUACAUCUUCAACAGCUUCACUAUGGGCUGGUGGAGAUAGGUGAAUAUUUGUGUGAUCUUCAUACACACCCGCAAGAUUCAGAGAUGUAUCGGGCGAUGUACCAACGAUGCAUCGAUCGUUUGCUGGAGUUAAAAAGUUUGUACGGACAGCUGUGGGAGCUGAGUGAUCGCAUUAACCGUACCUUCGGAUGGUCACAGAUUUGUAACUUUACCGCCAACUUUGUACAGCUUUCGUGUGAUCUUUACUGGUACUAUGUGUCUACAAAAAUGUACAGCAGUACUGAUGCUGUUCAAGCUAUAUUUUUAGCCAUCUUACCAACGGCAUUUCUUAUCGGGCUUUUGUUGCAUUCGGCCGAGUCUUGCCUGCGUGUGUCAUGCGCUCUCCAGUCAGCUCUGCUGAACUUUCCCCUCGAGAACGAGCCUACCUUGCGCAAGAUCAUCUAUCGUUUCGGGUUGCAGAUUGCUCAGCAACGGAUUCGACUCACAGCUAAUGGAUUGUUUGAAAUUAACUACUCACUUUUAAAAAUGUUCGGCACGGGAAUUACGACGUAUAUGAUCAUUUUCAUCACUUUCUCAAAAGAAAUACGCUUUGAAGAAAUCAAUAAUGCUUAA